CGCUGGUAAAACGGAAGUGACGCGACGAAGCCGGUGAAAGCGACUCUUUACGUUGGAGAAGUGCACAUUUGUAGAAUUUGUGGCUGUUUUUACCUAACUUUAUUGGAAAAGAAUGGGCGACCCCGUUGGCGAACACACGUCCCGACUUCAGCGACAGGAGAGAGAAAUCAAGUUACUCCAAGACGAAAUCGAGAGGCUUAGAGAUCCACAGCAGCUGAACUUCACUUCUUCACAGCUGGAUGAGUUACGAGAGGAGAAUUCCCGUCUGAAGUACCGCCUCAACAUCCUGAAAGCCAGUUUACAGGAGGAGAUGAGCCAAAACGGCAAGGCGAUGUUGAACAUCAACCAGAGUUUGCAGCAGAUCUUUGGGAAGGCCAUCAGUACCGCCUACCCUGACCUAGAGAACCCGCCACUUUCGGUCUCCCCCAACCAGCAGGCCAAGUUUGGCGAUUAUCAGUGUAACAGUGCCAUGGCGAUGUCUCAGAUGAUGAAAGCUAAAGGACAGAAGGUCAGCCCCAGGGAGAUAGCAGAGAAGAUUAUCCAAAACGUUCCCAACAAUGAGUUCAUUGAGAGAACAGAAAUCGCAGGACCAGGGUUUAUCAACAUUCAUCUCAAGAGAAUGUUUGUCUCUAAACUUCUCUCAAACCUGCUUGUGAAUGGAGUUCAGCCUCCACCACUGGUGAAGAAAAAGAAGGUUAUUGUGGACUUCUCCUCACCUAACAUUGCCAAAGAGAUGCAUGUCGGUCACCUGCGCUCCACCAUUAUUGGAGACAGCAUGUGUCGACUCUUUGAGUUCCUGGGUUAUGAUGUGCUAAGGUUGAACCAUGUUGGAGACUGGGGGACACAGUUCGGGAUGCUCAUUGCUCAUUUGAAAGACAAGUUCCCAAAUUAUCUCAGUGUUUGCCCGCCAAUUUGUGACCUUCAGUCUUUCUACAAAGAGUCUAAGAAGAGGUUUGAUGAGGAUGAAGAGUUUAAGAAGAGGGCCUACCAGUGUGUGGUUAAACUCCAGAGCAAAGAGACAGACUUCAUCAAAGCCUGGAACCUGAUCUGUGACGUGUCCCGGAACGAGUUUCAAAAGAUUUACGACUGCCUGGAAAUUCGCAUACAAGAGAGAGGAGAGUCCUUCUACCAGGACAUGAUGACAGCCGUGGUGAAAGAGUUUGAGGAAAAAGGGCUGGUGGAGUUGGACGAGGGCAGGAAGAUAGUUUUUGCUCCGGGCCAGUCUAUUCCCCUGACGGUUGUCAAAUCGGACGGAGGCUAUACAUACGAUACCUCCGAUCUGGCUGCCAUCAAAAAUCGUCUGUUUGACGAGAAGGCUGACAUCAUCAUCUACGUGACUGACAGCGGCCAGGCAAUGCACUUCCAGGUGGUCUUUGCUGCUGCUCAGUUGAUAGGCUGGUAUGAUCCCAAGGUCACACGGGUAGAACAUGCAGGUUUCGGCGUGGUGCUCGGGGAGGACAAGAAAAAGUUCAAGACUCGUUCAGGGGACACGGUGCGAUUAAUGGACCUUCUGGAGGAGGGACUGAAAAGAUCCAUGGACAAACUGAAGGAGAAAGAGAGAGAUAAGGUGCUGACCCCGGAGGAGCUGGUAAAGGCUCAGCGUGCCGUGGCCUUUGGCUGCAUUAAAUAUGCAGACCUUUCGCACAACCGCAUCAAUGACUACGUCUUUUCCUUCGACAAGAUGCUGGAUGACAGGGGCAACACCGCAGCCUACCUCCUCUACGCCUUCACACGCAUCAGGUCUAUCGCUAGACUGGCUAACAUCCAGGAGGCCGUCCUGCGCAAAGCAGCCGAGACCACAGAGGUCUUACUGGACCAUGAGAAAGAGUGGAAACUGGGUAAGUGCAUCCUGCGCUUCCCCGAGAUUCUGCAGAAGAUCACAGACGACCUGCUGCUUCACACACUGUGCGACUACCUCUACGAGCUGGCCACCACCUUCACAGAGUUCUACGACAGCUGCUACUGCGUGGAGAAGGACCGGCAGACAGGGGAAGUGGUCAAAGUCAACAUGUGGCGGAUGCUCCUCUGUGAAGCCACCGCAGCUGUGAUGGCCAAAGGCUUUGACAUUCUGGGUAUCAAUCCAGUUCAGAGGAUGUGAAUUGAUCAAUGCCUUCCUCCUCUGAACACAAGACCUUUUUCUCAAAAACAUAGAUGUCCCGACGGAUUCUUAUGGUAUGCCAAAUAAAAGUCAUUCGCCUGUCCAUAAAAAAAUAC
Messenger RNA from Rhinichthys klamathensis goyatoka, 2214 nucleotides. It is a transcript of the gene rars1, whose product is annotated as arginyl-tRNA synthetase 1. Gene Ontology annotation, molecular function: arginine-tRNA ligase activity; ATP binding. The record is from RefSeq and is a predicted model, not a curated record. Gene Ontology annotation, biological process: arginyl-tRNA aminoacylation. Lineage: Eukaryota; Metazoa; Chordata; Actinopteri; Cypriniformes; Leuciscidae. The transcript has 15 exons. Gene Ontology annotation, cellular component: cytoplasm. Bases 113 to 2098 code for a protein of 661 amino acids.